AUGUCCUGCCAGCAGAACCAGCAGCAGUGCCAGCCCCUUCCUAAGUGCUCUCCCAAUUGCCCCACCCCCAAAUGUCUCUCAAAGUGCCACUCAAGUGCCCAGCCCCAUGCCCAGCUCCAGUCUCCUCCACCUCUGGGCGUGGCAGGAGCUGCUUGGGCCACUUACAAGCCUCAUCUCUUUCAUCUGUGCCAGUACCAGAGUCCUGGCGGCAAUGACUGUGAGCCCUUUGGGAGCUCCAGGUGCUGUGACAGCUCUAGGGGCUGCCGCUAA
This is a messenger RNA of Pteronotus mesoamericanus, 270 nucleotides long. Its product is annotated as late cornified envelope protein 2A-like. Lineage: Eukaryota; Metazoa; Chordata; Mammalia; Chiroptera; Mormoopidae. The record is from RefSeq and is a predicted model, not a curated record. The coding region runs from base 1 to 270 and encodes 89 amino acids. Gene Ontology annotation, biological process: epidermis development. The transcript has a single exon.